Molecule: messenger RNA, 1124 nt
Organism: Danaus plexippus (monarch butterfly)
Lineage: Eukaryota; Metazoa; Arthropoda; Insecta; Lepidoptera; Nymphalidae
Gene: Cks30A
Product: cyclin-dependent kinases regulatory subunit
Exons: 3
Coding region: 139-378 (79 amino acids)
Biological process (GO): regulation of mitotic cell cycle
Cellular component (GO): SCF ubiquitin ligase complex; cyclin-dependent protein kinase holoenzyme complex
Molecular function (GO): protein kinase binding; histone binding; ubiquitin binding
Source: RefSeq, a predicted model, not a curated record
UCGAAUUUUCAAAUUCGUUAACGUUUAUAAAAGUUUUCUUUGUGGCAUUCAUAAAGCGAAAAAGUCUUGCCUGAUUUGAGACAUAAUUUCCGAAGCUUUCGUAAACAACUUUUUAAGUUUAAUAAAAAGCUAAACAAUAUGUCUAGGGAUAUUUACUAUUCCGAAAAAUAUUACGACGAAGAACAUGAAUACAGGCACGUCGUAUUGCCAAAAGAGAUGGUGAAGUUAGUGCCUAAAAACCAUUUGAUGUCGGAGCAGGAGUGGCGAGGUAUAGGUGUGCAGCAAAGUCAAGGAUGGGUGCACUACAUGACACAUCAACCUGAACCCCAUAUCCUUCUUUUCCGAAGAAAGAAGACGACUCCACCAGAGAAAAAGUAAUUUGAUUGGUAUAAGGAAGUAAUUGUACAGAAUUGUCAUGGAAUUUAGACAUAAUUAAUUUUAGUUUGCCUCAUAACAAACAUUGAUUACUUUCAUUUGACAUGAAAGACAUUAUAAAUUGUACAUACGCUAUGUUUUCAACUGACAUGUAGAUUUUACAGAGUUAAAAACUAAAUACAUAAAAAUUGUUUGGCCAUGUAAGCCAAUUGUAACCACACCUAUGUUGUCGAACAUGUAAUGCAUCUAUGCUGUGAUGUGACCCGCUAAAGGUUCCUAGUUUAAGUAUAAGUUUCCGUCACUAUAUUAGUUUGUUAUGGGUGUAUUGAUCUUCAUUCCGUUUUAAUAAGUAACAAAUUAAUUUAGUCAUUAUAUAUAAGUUUUGUAUCGACUGUGGAAGAUUAUGUAAUUUUUAUUCAACAGUCGUAAAUUAUCAAUUUUAUAAUCACUGUGCUGAAAUACUCUGUUAUAAAUGGAUGUGGAUUGAUUAGAAAAUCAUGUUUGACAGCUUAUAUAUAUAUAUAAUCUUCCACGAGAUAAAUGUUAAAUUGUUAGAAUCGCAAAUUGCUUGUAUUGAAAUUUGGUAAUACAAUAUUGAUUUUGCUUAAGUAGGUUUUACCGUUUUGACGUAUGUGAAAUUGUAAUCACUUAUAAUGUAAAUAAAUUUUAAUGGCUGUAAUGGCUGUCGAUUCAGUGUUUUUAUAAUGAAAUGUAAUUGGGUACAAAUAAAUUAUUUGGUGCUAUGUUAA